AUGGGCAUUCUUAAUGUUGUUGAGGAUCGUCCUACUCCCAAGAAUGUCUACAAUUGGCGAGUGUACCUGCUCGCAAUCAUUGCAUCAUGCGGUUCCAAUAUGAUCGGUUACACUAGUGCUUUCAUCGGCACGACCAUUACAUUGGAAUCCUUUAAAGCGGAAUUCGGGUUGGACAAAAUGUCGGACGCGAGGGUGGAUUUGAUUAGUGAGAAUAUUGUCUCGCUUUUCAUUGCCGGUGCCUUCUUUGGGGCAUUGUUCACGUAUCCCGUUGGCCAUUUCUUGGGCCGCAAAUGGAGUUUGGUGAUAGCGUCAGCCAUAUUUACGCUUGGGGCUGGUCUUCAGCUGGGCGCUAAUCAAUCCCGCGGACUCGGCAUCAUGUAUGCUGGGCGAGUCUUGAAUGGACUCGGUACCGGUGUAGCCUCGAAUAUUAUCCCGAUCUAUCUUUCGGAACUGGCACCCCCGGCCAUUCGCGGGCGACUUGUCGGUCUCUAUGAGCUUGGCUGGCAGAUCGGUGGUAUGGUAGGAUUCUGGAUUAACUACGGCGUUGAGAGAAACAUGGGCCCUAGUCACGAGCAAUGGAUGAUCCCUUUUGCCAUUCAGCUGGUCCCAGCAGGACUGCUUUUUGCGGGUGCCCUAUGGACCAAGGAAUCUCCUCGCUGGCUCUUCCUCAAGGGCCGUCGACAGGAAGCGAUGCGAAACCUCUGUUGGAUCCGCCAGUUGGAUGAGGCAGAUAUCUAUAUUACCGAAGAGGUGGCAGCGAUCGAUCAAGCUCUUGAAGAGCAGGCAGCUACUGUUGGAAUUGGAUUCUGGAAACCCUUCCAGUCCAUUGGUACACGCCCGAUGAUCAUGUGGCGCCUUUUCCUGGGCUGCAUGUUGUUCUUCUGGCAGAACGGGUCGGGGAUAAACGCAAUUAACUAUUACAGUCCGACCAUCUUCACAAGUAUUGGCGUUUCUCAGGAUACAAUCGGCUUGACCACAGGUAUGUUUGGCGUGGUCAAAGCCGUCAUGACAUUUGUCUGGCUGUUGUUCCUCGUCGACCAAUUGGGACGGCGGAAGCUCCUUCUGAUGGGUGCAGUCACGGGCUCGAUCUGUAUGUGGAUCAUUGGCGCGUACAUCUGCGUCGUCCAGCCCGAGGAACAUCCCACCGAUAAGCUGAAUGGCGGCGGCAUUGCAGCCAUCUUCUUCUUCUACCUCUGGACGGCAAUCUACACGCCCACAUGGAACGGCACGCCAUGGGUCAUUAAUUCGGAAUUCUUCGAUCCCAACAUUCGGUCCCUGGCUCAAGCCGCAACUACCGCUAGCAACUGGCUCUUCAACUUCCUCGUUUCGCGAUUCACGGAGCAAAUGUUCGCGAAGAUGCACUACGGGGUGUACUUCUUUUUUGCCUCCCUCUCCUUCCUCGCAUUUUUCUUUACCUUCUUCCUCAUCCCCGAAACCAGCGGCAUUCCGUUGGAGGUUGUGGACCGGCUCUUCGACGUGAAGCCAGUCUGGCGGGCCAACGAGACGGUCAAGGCUCAGAUGAAGGAGGAAGAAGAACGGCUCCGAUUCGAGAUCAAGGAGGGAAACUUUGACAAGAAUGAGCAAGAACAUGUGGAGGAUAGCAACGCCGGGACGCGGCCAUAA
This is a messenger RNA of Aspergillus alliaceus, 1623 nucleotides long. RefSeq names its product sugar porter family MFS transporter. The coding region runs from base 1 to 1623 and encodes 540 amino acids. Gene Ontology annotation, biological process: carbohydrate transport; transmembrane transport. The record is from RefSeq and is a predicted model, not a curated record. Gene Ontology annotation, molecular function: carbohydrate:proton symporter activity. NCBI's taxonomy places the organism in Eukaryota, Fungi, Ascomycota, Eurotiomycetes, Eurotiales, Aspergillaceae. Gene Ontology annotation, cellular component: membrane. The transcript has 3 exons.